AUGCACGAGGGUGGCGAGGUGAACAGGUGUCGGCCAGUGCUCGAUCGCCUUCAGCCAUGGAUGAUUCCGAUAGCAGCUCCGGAACUAUUGUCGUCUCCCAUACACCCGAGGAAAAUAUCGAUCGGUGAUCAGCUGUUGUUUGAAGAACGACCACCGCGACCUGGAGAAAUGAUAAAAGAGGCGGCACAAGUGGCUGUUUGGCCGGCUUUACCUAGGUAA
Molecule: messenger RNA, 219 nt
Organism: Haemonchus placei
Lineage: Eukaryota; Metazoa; Nematoda; Chromadorea; Rhabditida; Trichostrongylidae
Source: the annotation of a GenBank genome assembly